Megalobrama amblycephala (Wuchang bream) is the source of this 3140-nucleotide messenger RNA. RefSeq lists its product as uncharacterized. The transcript is spliced from 9 exons. Gene Ontology annotation, molecular function: zinc ion binding. Lineage: Eukaryota; Metazoa; Chordata; Actinopteri; Cypriniformes; Xenocyprididae. The coding region runs from base 360 to 3140 and encodes 926 amino acids. The record is from RefSeq and is a predicted model, not a curated record.
UCACGAGGUAAUAUUCAGCUGAAGACACAGUCUUACAAUGACAUACUGUAGAUAAAUUUAGUAAAGAGCUGUUUAAAAAAAGCAAAUGGCUCUCAUUAUAUAAUUUAAACCACAUACAACACUGCAUAGAUGUGAUCAAUGGUGGUGUUCUGAUUCUCCAUAACUUAUAUUCUUUGAGUGUCUGUCUGAGACUGACAUCUAGUGGAUGUUUUACGAUCUGUGACUUUAUGGACUUGCAGACAUUUGUACAUGUCACUCAAACACAGAACCAGGACACAGGAUCACAUGAGUUCACGGAAAGAGAAACUGAAGUGUAGUUGAGCUGUUGUGUGUUUGUGUCUCUGUGUUCAUGCUGUAAAAUGGCAGAAGCCAGAAUAUCUCAGGAUGAGUUCAUGUGUUCAGUGUGUCUGGAUCUCCUGAAGGAUCCAGUGACCAUUCCCUGUGGACACAGUUACUGUAAGAGCUGUAUUACAGACUGCUGGGAUCAGGAGGAUCAGAUGAGAGUCUACAGCUGUCCUCAGUGCAGACAGACCUUCAGUCCAAGACCUGCUUUAGCUAAAAACACCAUUCUGGCUGAAAUGGUGGAGAAACUGAAGAAGAUUAAACUUCCUGCUGACUGUUACGCUGGAGCUGGAGACGUGCAGUGUGACGUCUGUACUGGAAGAAAACACAAAGCCGUCAAGUCCUGUCUGGUGUGUCUGAACUCUUACUGUCAGAAUCACCUUGAACAACAUGAGAGUUUGUUUAAAGGAAAGAGACACAAUCUGACUGAAGCCACUGGACGACUGCAGGAGAUGAUCUGCCAAACACAUGAUAAACUCCUUGAGGUUUUCUGCCGCACUGAUCAGAAGUGUAUAUGUGUGCUGUGUACGAUGGAUGAACAUAAAAACCACGACACUGUAUCAGCUGCAGCACAGAGGACAGAGAAACAGAAGCAGCUGAAGGAGACGCAGAGGUGGUUCCAGCAGAGGAUCCAGCAGAGAGAGAAAGAUCUUCAGCAGCUGAGAGAGGCUGUGGAGUCUCAUAAGCACUCUGCACAGACAGCAGUGGAGGACAGUGAGAGGAUCUUCACUGAGCACGCUGAGCUGGAGCAGCUUUCACACACACAGGAUCACAUCCAUUUCCUGCAGGCAAUGGUCCUGGCAGUUAUUGCUGAGCACUCUCUACCUCUGACAAUAGCACCUGUGUUGGUGGAGUUAAGCCAGUGUCUAGCUGCAGACAAGGCAGCCCUUAGCCAAAUUAAACUCUCCCGCACUGCAGCUUCUUAUAAAAUGGUGUAUGGUAUGGGCCAUACAUUUGCGGAGAGAACUUUCUCCAACUUACGACAAUACACCUUCUCUCUGAAUGUGGAUGAGAGUACCUCCAGCAGUAAUAAGAAGGUCCUUUCUAUGUUGGUCAGCUACUUCAACAAAGAGCUCAAUGAUGUUGUGGUUGAACACCUGGGCUCCCUUGAAGUUGCGAAAGUCAGUUCAGCUAGUUUGGAGAGGGUGAUGUGUGACUUUUUUCAGAAAAAGAACAUUCCUUGGUCGAACCUAAUUAGCAUAAUGCUAGACUCAUGCAACGUGAUGCGCGGGAGCAAAUCAGGGCUGGAGACAAGGAUACGAGAGAGGCAUUGUUCCACUCUGCUCAAUGUGGAUGGUGACUCUUGCCAUCACAUCCACAACUCUGCAAAGAGAUUUGCUGAACCUUUUGAAAACUACUACAUCCACACAGACCAUCAAUGGGCACCAGAUCAGUUGGGGUACCUGAAAGAAAUAGCAGAGUUCCUGGACAUACCUGCCACAAAUCCCCAGCGAUUUGUCUCCCAUCGUUGGUUGUCAGCUUAUGACGUAGGGAUCAAUACUAAAAGAAUGUUACCUGUGUUCAGAGUGCUCUACUUUGGAUUUAUGGGAAAGCAGGACCAAGAACUGUAUAAAGAAAUAUUACAGGACCUGUACAGAGACCUUGGUGUGAGUGAAAAGGCUCAACGAAGGGUUGAAUUUAUUCACCAGGAUCUCUGCAAGAAGGGAAUGACUGAUUUGGGGAAGAAAAGGAAGGCCCGAAUUGUAAAGAAGAUUUGGGUGGAAAACCAAAAAGUGAACCUUAUUCUUAGUGUGUACCUUGGUGUCCUCCCAAUUUUGAAGGAAUACGUGAUGGUCUUUCAAGGAAGUAAAACCUUGGUUCACAAGCUUCAUGACAAGCAACUUGAAGUGUUCAUCAACUUUCUUGCCUGCUUCAUCAAGCCUGAGCAUCUGAAGAUGUCGCCAAAGAAAUUGCUAGAAUUGGACUUGGCCAAUAACACACUUCACUCCCAGAUUUACGUUGGGAAAGUCGCAGAAGACCUGAUUGCAGCCCAUCCAAAGCAUCCGAUAAUCAUGGAUUUUAUUGGGAAGGUGACCAAGGCAUACACAGCUUGUGGCAAGUACAUGCAGAACAAACUACCUCUCAAAAGUAAGACCCUACAGGCCUUGUCCUCUAUUGAUCCUGUGGUGAGGGGCCAUUCCCAGGCUGUUACUCAGCUGAAGGAGUUGGCUAGGAUCAUGAAACAUUUAGUGCCCCUAGAGAGUGACAUCACCCAGGAGAUCAUUAGGUACAAUGUGGACCCCAACCUGGCCAAGUAUGAAGAUGGAGAUGACAUUGUGAAGUGGUGGGCCCAUGUCAUGAGUUUGGGGAAGUAUCCAGCUCUCAGCCAGGUUAUCAGAGGGGCCCUCUCCAUCUUCCAUGGACCACUGGUAGAGUCCUCCUUUAGUCUCAUGGGAGAUGUGAUUGAUGCUAAAAGAUCUAGCAUGAAGAUCUCCACCUUUGAUGCAGUGCAGACUGUCAAAUAUGUGCUGAGGUCAAGGGGCAAGACUGGCAUUGGCAUGUUCAAAAGAGAUGACAUCAAACUGGGGCCAGUUGUUAAAACUCUCUGCCAGAACAUUAGGGUUGCAGGGAGAAGGGACAAGACCGACAGAGAGAAGAGGAUGGAGGCAAAGCAGAAGAGGCAGGUGGAGUAUGGCUGCAGUGCUACAUGUGAAAGUGCAGAGAAGGCCAAGACCACUGCUCUGGCCGAAGAGAGGCAGACACGUCUCAAACAUGUUGAUAAGAAAAUUAAUGCAGCCAGACGCAAGGCCCUGGAUACGUUGCAGGAGGUGGCCAGGAAGAAGAGGAAGUUGGAGUAA